GAUGCAGGCGUAUAAAGGCAGAGCUGGGUCUUCCCCCAGGACUCCGUCUGGGCCAGCCCCAGCACCUUUUGGCUGCCACAUGGAAGAUCACACAAAACACGUCCAGCCCAUCCCGCUCCCAGCCAUGCAGCAGAACUUGAACUACGUGUACCCUCAGAUCUUCUGGGUGGAUGGCUGUACCAACCCCAGCACUUCCUGCCCCCCGGCAUCCCCCAUUGCCCCCUUCCCGCCACCAGUACCUGAUCGGAGGAGAAAGCCAAGGACCAACAGGGAAGGGAAGAGCAUCGGCUUCCUGGUGGUCUCCUUGCUGAUCCUGCUGUCUCUCACUGGAGUUGGACUGAGCAUGUUUCAGAUUUUUCGCCUGGAGAAGGAACUGGCUGAACUCAGAGAGUCUGCCAGUGCUGAACACAUCCCUCCAGCUCUGGAGAAGCUCAUAGGGGAGAGGAGCGAGUCAAUGAAAAAGGAAGAGAGGAAAGCAGCACACUUAACAGGGAACCCCACGCAGCAGGACCUCCCUUUGCAGUGGGAACCAAUCUCCGGGCAUGCCUUCACCGCCGGCAUUCAGUACCGCAAUCAGGGCCUGGUGAUCAACGAAACCGGCCUCUACUUUGUGUACUCCAACGUGCUCUUCCGGGGAAGCACCUGCAACAGCCAGGUGUUAACCCACGUUGUCUACAAGAAAAACCCAGCCUCGCCGGGCAGCCAGGUGUUGAUGGAGGACAAAAAGAUCAACUACUGUGCAAAUCAGAAGAUGUGGGCCCGGAAAAGCUACCUGGGGGCUUUGUUCAAGCUCAGGGAAAUGGACAGCUUGCAUGUCAACGUUUCCAAAAUCGCUCUGGUUAAUUUUGAGGAAUCUAAGACGUUUUUUGGCUUAUUUAAACUUUAAACAGCGCUGUCGGAGUGCGGCCGGCAGCCCCCCACACACUAGGACACGCAAGGGUGGGCUGAGCAGCAGCCAACCUGCCCAGGUGGGCAAGCUGGAGUCUUGCACCAGGAAGCCCACCAAGAAACCAUGUUUUGGCCUUUGGAGCGAGAGGGCCUGAGAGUACGAGUAAAGCUCUCCAGGGUCUGACACCUGGCCUCUGGGAAGCACCUGGCCCGUCCUGGGGUAACCUGAAUAAACAGCACGUUUCCCCCCUCUGAAAAACCCAGGGUGUGCCGAAGACCUCCUUGACACUCACUACUUGCUGCAGAAGAGAUUUUGCUACCUGAGAAGAUGACGGUGCUGGUGUGGCACCGUGAGGGAGACUCUGGGCCAGCAGACGCGUGAAGGGCCUGGCUGGACGCGGAGAAGGGCCCCUGGGGCGAGCGUGUGGGGGCCGUGCCACCGAGGUGCCUCCUCAGGCUCAGCGCCCGGAGCGAUGGCUGCCCUGGCUGUGCUGCCCGGGCACGCCGCACCUUCCCUCUGCUGUCCCGCGGGCGCCCCUGUGGCUAGCUGACUCAUGAAGCGUGGUAGGUUCGUUUUGUGUUAAGUUAUCGACCAUUCUCAUCCCAGAAAAAUGUGCCCCCCCCCUUUAUUUAACUCAUCCCGACAGCUUCGCACCGAGGAACGUUCCGGAAGCAGCGAGUGCCGGAGGGAAGUCCCGGCCCUGGGUGCCGUGGCCCCGGGGUCAAGUCAAGCCCUGGCGAGUCGCUGGGCCCGUGGUCUCCUCUCCAUGCCGUGGUGGUGGCCCAGCGGGGCAGGGGCUGGCAGGGAGGCUGUCCGCCCCGCCUCGGCCAUGCUCGCUCAGCCUCCCUUCACUGAGAGGGCCCGAGUGACAUGGCGGUGGAGAGCGGCGGGACAACCCGUGGCUCCGCUGCCCCGCCGUUUCAGCAUGCUGAGGCCCCCGAGGAAAGCCUGCCCCGCUGCCCCUUUCGCAGGGGCUCCGCGGUGCCCAGCCCCGUCCCAGCGCAGCACAGAGGGGCGGCCCCGGCGAGUGGCACAGGAGCGUGCUGGCCGCCAGCCAUCGCGAGGCCUCGAGCGGCCGCCUUGUAACG
Dromaius novaehollandiae (emu) is the source of this 1977-nucleotide messenger RNA. RefSeq names its product Fas ligand (gene FASLG). The record is from RefSeq and is a predicted model, not a curated record. Gene Ontology annotation, molecular function: tumor necrosis factor receptor binding. Bases 2 to 886 code for a protein of 294 amino acids. Gene Ontology annotation, biological process: positive regulation of canonical NF-kappaB signal transduction; immune response; extrinsic apoptotic signaling pathway via death domain receptors. Lineage: Eukaryota; Metazoa; Chordata; Aves; Casuariiformes; Dromaiidae. Gene Ontology annotation, cellular component: membrane. The transcript is spliced from 4 exons.